UUAUGUUUUUAUUUCCCUUGAAUCCACCAUUUGGUUUAAUUUUCUUCUCUUGGUCCAACCCAAAAUGGACAGAGAAGAGCUUUGUGAAAGUCUUAUAACUUGGAUGCAAACAUUUGAGAUAUCUGUACCGGUCCAUACCGUGGAGGAUUUAAGUGAUGGAGUGGCCAUGGCACAAGUCCUCAAUCAAAUAGUCCCAGACUAUUUCAAUGAGGGAUGGAUGUCAAAAAUUAGAUUGGAUGAAGUCACUAACUGGAGACUAAAGGUCAGCAACUUAAAGAAGAUAUUGAAUGGCAUAUUGGAAUAUAAUAUGGAGGUUUUGGGAAUCCAUAUUCAGAAUUUUCAAAUGCCAGAUGUUAGUCGUAUUGGUGAACGAAGUGAUGUGGCAGAGCUUGGUCGACUUCUGCAGUUGAUUCUGGGCUGUGCCGUGAACUGUGCUAACAAGGAGGAAUAUAUCGGGAGAAUCAUGUCAAUGGAAGAGUCAGUGCAACACGUGGUUAUGAAUGCCAUACAAGAGUUGAUGACGAAGGAGAUGAGUGCAAAUAUAGAGGGAGACACAGAGUUAGGCGAUCAGUUAAAGCGUGCAGUUGAUGACCUAAAUAGUGCCUUAGAAGCAAAGGAAGAGUUGACACAGCGAUGCCAUGAACUUGAUCAACAGGUGGCAGCACUUCUAGAGGAAAAGCAAGUGUAUGCAGCAGAGAAUGAUAGACUACAAGAACGCAUCAACCAGUCAGAAAACUUCGAUGAUUCAAGCACCCCUGCUGGAAAAAGAUUUCUACAACUUCAGCAGCAAGUGGAUGCCUUACAGGAAGAAAACUUCAAACUGGAGACCUCCAAAGAUGACAUAAGAAUUAAAUUUGAUGUCCUGUCCAAAGAAUGUACAGAUUUAAAGCAAAAGAAUGCGGAGUUAACAAAAGAGGUGAACGAUGCCCGAACACUGAAGGACGAGGUGGAUGUACUCAGACACACCUCAGAACAAGUGACAAAAUAUGAGGGGAUGAUCGAUUCUUACAAGAAGAAGAUAGAGGAGCUGAGUGAUUUAAGGGGUCAGGUCAAACUUCUGGAAGAAAAAAAUACCAAGUAUAUGCAGGAUCAUCUAGACAUGGAAGAGGAACUACGGAAAUCCAGCACAGUAAAACAGCAGCUAGAGAUGUACAAGAGGCAGGUUCAUGAACUCCAGAGCAAAAUGUCGGAGGAAACAAAACGAGCAGACAAAGCUGACUUUGAGUGCAAGAGGGCCCAGGAGAAACUGGUGGCACUACAAAGGGAAAAAGAGAGAAUUGCAACAGAACGGGAUUCUCUGAAGGAGAUGAAUGAGGAACUGAAGUGUUCUCAGCUUCAGAGUGUGGAAAGUGGAGAGCCAUCAGACCUCACACAGACACCCAGAGUGGAGAUGUUGUCCCUCCCCCCAGAAAUCAAAGAAAAGAUACUGAGGUUGGAGCAUGAGAACAAAAUGUUGAGGCUUAAGGGGUCAGGUUCGGAGGAGGAAGGCUCCCAGGUGUUGCAGUCCAUGUUGGAUGAUGCCAAUAGUCGCAAGAAUGAGCUGGAAACGGAACUUAGAAUUUCAAAUCAAAGAAUAAUGGAAUUGGAGGCUCAGGUAGAGGAUAUUCAUGAAAAUCAGAACACAGUGACUAGUGAGGAGGUGGUGGAGGUCAAGAGGAAGUUAAAUGAGCAGAUUCAAAGGACUCAGGAAAAAGACAGUGCCUUGUCUAAAACCAAAGAGCUACAGGAGGAGCUGGAGAAGAAAUACACUGCCCAGUCUCAGACCGUGCAGCAGUUACAGGACUUGUUAAACAAGAAGGACAAUGAGAUGAAGCUGAUGGAGGCACGAUACAGCAAAUACUUAGACAAGGCUAGAGCGGUGUUUAAAGCUAUUGACCCUAAACAAAACAGCAGCACAUCAGCUGAGGUUCAAGCCCUGAAAAACCAGCUGCAUGAGAAGGAGAAAUACAUAGCUCAAAUUGAGAAAGAGAAUGAAAAGUCAAAGAGUAUACGAGAUCAGGAAGAAAAGUACAUUGUAUCAGCCUGGUAUAAUAUUGGCAUGCAGUUGAAUCGUCAAGCAGCUGAAGAACGUCUAAACACCCAAGGACAGUCUUUUCUUGCCAAACAACGACAAGUGCGCACCAGCCAUCGAACUCAAACCAUUCCAAACUCAAACUCACAGAGUGACUUUCUGGAGUAUUCAGUGUGAAAAUAAUUUGGUUUGUGAUUUUUUGUAAAGAGAACUUACAAAAUUAUGAAAGAUGAAUGGAACCCCAUUCUGUCACUGAAAAUGAAGGGGACAAAAUUUCAUGAUAGAUUUUUUUGAAGGAUGUAGGUGGGAGUGUAUGCAAGCAAGGUUGUAGACUCCAUACAGGGGAUGACAUGUAUAAUCUCUUGUCUAGUUCAGCUGUAAAAAUUCUUAUUUUUAACUUGACUGUGAUUAAAGUUUCUGAAACUUCCUUAAUAUUAUAUGUACAGCACUGGGUUCAUAUGAGAAGUACUCGGGGUGUAGAUUAAGAUAUUUCUUUCUUCCCCAUUGUAACCCACCAUUUUGUCUUAUGGGUAGGUAGGUAGGUAGGAAAAAUAUGAAAACUUUGAGGUUGAAAAUACAGUAAAACUCUGAUAUAGCGAAUUUCUGGGGACCAUCUAUAAAAAUUCGCUAUAAGCGUAAUUCGCUAUACGUUUAUAGCGAAUUCAUAAUUCAAAUACAACAAAUUCGUUAUAAAACUGAUUUGUUCUACAUGUAUACCAGUUAUAUAAGAAAGCAGCAAUCGAUAUACUUGCGUUUGUAUCGUCUUUAAAAGAAAUGAAGCCUAUAUAUUUUCGAGAAGAAAUAUUUUUAUACAAGAAAUAUACACAUUGAUUUAUAUAUGAUAAUUUAUCUUGAUGGAUUAUUAAGUCAUGCAAGAACAUGUCGAGAGAGAAAUUUCAACAAAAUUUUGCGCAAUACAUACAUGCACAGUUUAUUGCAAUUGUCAUUUACUUGUUGCUUUACACAAAUAAAGGAGUGUACGAUAAAAUAAAUGCAAUCAAACACCAAAUUUAAUUAAGGAGAAUAUUAAACAAUACCGACAAUAUAUUUCUUAAACGUAUGUGUAAGUAUUGUUUUGCGUUAACAACCUUUUUUGAAAAUACAAACAGAACUUUUGUAAUAAGUGUGGAUCCUUUAUGUCAAUGGAAAACGAUUGUUAAAAAUCAGAAAGAGUUUAAAAUGAAAAAAAAUAAAUUCGUUAUAAAAGGUUAUUUUUAUGUUCAUUUUUAAUUCAGGGGGAAUAGGAAUUUACUUCGUUAUAUCCGUAAAUUCGCCAUAUCCGUGUUCGUUAUAGACGCAAAUUUUUAUAUAGAAUAUAUAAAGAAUUUGCCGGGGGAAUCAUUUUCACUUCGCUAUAGCCGUAAUUUCGCUAUAUCCGUGUUCGCUAUAUUCGAGUUUUACUGUAGUGGUAUUCAAUGUCAAUGUGAAUUACUUCAGACAGAGCAUCAAAAAGCGAAGGAACAAAAUUUUAUUUGAAAAUUUGCAAUUGAAUGUGUUUACGAUUUUGUUGAAAGAAUGUUACACUUGCCGAUUUGGCAACACUGAAUCUUAGUGAAAAGAUUCAAGUUUAACACAAAAUUAAAGCGGGCAACACAUGUAGAAAAUGCCAUGACACAGUUGUCUUUAAUACAAGAAGUUGUAUGCUGCCUUUGUAAAAUUUUCCAUUUUGGUAGGAGAUAUGAACUGUAGUAUUUAUGUAUUUAUUUUCAAAGAGUAUUACUGUCACUUAAGACUGUGAUUUUUGGGGAUGGUGUAAUAUAUGUAGCCUAACUUUGUGAUCUAAAUGUAGGUGUAAUGGAGAGGAUGUGAUAUGUUUUAUUACAAGUAAACAUGAUUGUUCAAUA
Molecule: messenger RNA, 3855 nt
Organism: Ostrea edulis (European flat oyster)
Lineage: Eukaryota; Metazoa; Mollusca; Bivalvia; Ostreida; Ostreidae
Product: protein Hook homolog 3-like
Exons: 22
Coding region: 65-2188 (707 amino acids)
Biological process (GO): cytoskeleton-dependent intracellular transport; cytoplasmic microtubule organization
Cellular component (GO): cytoplasm; centrosome
Molecular function (GO): microtubule binding; dynein light intermediate chain binding
Source: RefSeq, a predicted model, not a curated record